AUGGACGACCCCUCGGAGGAGCUGAAGGCUGCCAAGGCUGAGAGGGAAGCGAGGUUCCGGGCCACUACAGCGGAGCCUGUGCUGGCGCCGGCGGCGGACCUGGCGGAGAUCAAGAGAAAGAGGCAGGAGGAAGCACGCGCUGCUGAGGAGAAAGCUUUAAAGGAGGAAGCAAAACGUGAGGCGGAACGCAAGGCACAGGCUGAGCGUGAAGCGGCAGAAAAAAAGCAGGUCGAGGAAGAAGCACGCAAGGCCGAGGAAGCCAAGCGCAAGGCCGAUGAAGACGCUCGCCAGGCCGAGGAAGAAGCCCGCAAAGCCGAAGAGGCACGUAUAGCGGAAGAAGCAAAGAACGCCGAGGAAGCCAGAUUAGCCGAAGAAGCCAGAAUAGCCGAAGAGGCGCGUUUGGCUGACGAGGCGAAAAAGGCUAAAAAAGCUAGGUUAGCUGAAGAAGCACGCUUAGCAGAAGAAGCUCGUCUAGCAGAAGAAGCCAAGGCUGAAGAGGCCCGAUUGGCGGAAGAAGCCCGGUUGGCCGAAGAAGCCCGUCUGGAAGAAGAGAGGCAAGCGGAGGCAAUGAGGCAGGAGGAACUCGCUCGCCUCGAAGAGCUGGAGAAACAAGCACAGGAUGAGCGAGAGGCAGAACUCGCGAGACAGGCGGCAGAGCUGGCGGAGAUCGCGAGACAAGAAUCAGAACUGGCAGCCGCCCGUUUGGAGGAGCUCUCACACAGCGGUUCCGCGGCUGAAGUACCCGAAGCUGAGGCCGAAUCCCAAGAGGAGGAGCCUGUUAUAGAAGAGCCCGAAUCCCCCACCGUGGACGAACACGCGCCCGCGGACGAAAACGCGCCCGCGGACGAACCCGCGCCCGCGGACGAACCCGCGCCCGCGGACGAGCCCGCCGAGGCCAGCGAAGACGAUGCGGCAGAACCUGACGUCACGGAUGAAGAAUAA
Cydia amplana is the source of this 942-nucleotide messenger RNA. RefSeq lists its product as uncharacterized. Bases 1 to 942 code for a protein of 313 amino acids. The record is from RefSeq and is a predicted model, not a curated record. NCBI's taxonomy places the organism in Eukaryota, Metazoa, Arthropoda, Insecta, Lepidoptera, Tortricidae. The transcript has 5 exons.